Messenger RNA from Prunus avium (sweet cherry), 1675 nucleotides. The record is from RefSeq and is a predicted model, not a curated record. Lineage: Eukaryota; Viridiplantae; Streptophyta; Magnoliopsida; Rosales; Rosaceae.
CUUUUUCUUCUUUGAGCCUCCAAAUCUUUUACCUCUACUUCCCCAGAUCCAUGCUCUCCAUGGAUCCCUCCCAAGAAACCCAUAUCAUUGAUCAAGCUACUUCAGACCAAAAAGAUGAUGAUCAUCGUCAUCACCAUUCAAACUCCACGAACCCAUUUGCUCAAAUGAUCCAGCAACCCUUCCAAUGGCUCCAAAUGCUCUCUUCAGAACUCAACCCGACUUUUGUCUUGGGUGUGGUCAUCGUCUAUGGCCUCAGCCAAGGAUUUUCAGGCUCUUAUUUCAGAGUGGUCACAGACUUCUACUGGAAAGAUGUCCAGAAAGUCCAACCCUCAGUUGUGCAGCUCUACAUAGGCUUGUACUACAUCCCAUGGGUCAUGAAGCCCAUUUGGGGCUUAUUGACUGACGUUUUUCCAGUUCAAGGCUAUAGAAGACGACCCUAUUUUGUGCUAGCAGGACUUACAGGGAUCAUUUCAGCUCUCAUGGUUGCACUAAGUGACAGCUUGGCUGCUGCUGUGGCCUUGACUUGUUUGAUUGGUGUCAUGGCAAGUGUGGCGAUUGCGGACGUGAUCAUUGAUGCUUGUAUUGCAAGGAAUAGCAUUGAGAUCCGAUCGUUGGCCUCGGAUAUGCAGAGCCUUUGUGGGUUCUGCUCCUCUGCCGGAGCUUUGGUUGGGUACUCUACAAGUGGGUUUUUUGUUCACCAUCUUGGUGCUCAGGGUGCAUUGGGUCUUUUGGCAAUCCCACCAGUCUUUCUGACUGUACUGGGCUUUGUUAUAUAUGAAGAAGGAUCAACCAGCCUUCGUUCUGAGAAAAAGAAGGUAGUAGAGGAAGCAGGAGUGGCAAUAAGGGGCAUGUACAAAACAAUAAAAUGUCCUCAGGUGUGGAAGCCUUCCCUUUACAUGUACCUAUCUUUGACUCUAAGCAUUAGCACUCAUGAAGGCCAGUUUUAUUGGUACACCGACCCUACAGCUGGUCCUGCUUUCUCUCAGGAGUUUGUUGGGAUGAUAUAUGCAGUUGGUGCAAUGGCUUCAAUAGUAGGGGUUCUGAUCUACCACAAGACUCUAAAAGACUACCCCUUUAGAAACCUACUCUUCUUUGCUCAACUUCUCUACGCCAUAUCAGGCAUGCUCGAUCUCACAUUCAUCCUAAGGUGGAACUUAAUUCUGGGCAUUCCUGACUACUUCUUCGUCAUCAUGGAAGAAUGCGUUUCUCGAAUUGUUAGCAGAAUUCGAUGGAUGCCCAUGAUCGUAUUGAGCACAAGGCUUUGCCCUUUAGGCAUUGAAGGCACAUUUUUUGCGCUGUUGAUGUGCAUUGACAGCCUUGGCUCACUGUCCUCUAAAUGGGGUGGAGGGGUGGUUCUUCAUGCCUUGAAUGUCACAAGGACAGAUUUUACAAACUUAUGGCUGGUCAUUCUCAUUAGGAAUGUGUUGAGGUUUUCAACACUUGCUUUGAUAUUUUUGGUUCCCAAGGCUGAUCAAUUUGAUGUGUUGAUUCCUUCUGAUCUUUUGACCAAAAACUCUGCUGUUACUGCUGUAGAUGAUGAGAGCUUGGAACUGGUUCCAAUGAAGGAGAAAAUUGAAGUUUAGGUGCUCAUUUUUUUAUAGGUUCAGAUGUAAAGAAUUAGCCUCAUACAUUGUGUUGUACAAAAUCUUAAAGAUGUUUACACAAUAAACUUGCU